GAACACAGAAGAAAACUCCGGUCCGAGACCUUGACAGAGCUCCGGUUCAAGGUCUCACCUGAGAUGACCUCUGACGGGGUGUCACUCUUGUUAUUUAUUUUUAUAGGGGCGAUAUAAAGGGGCCACGAAAUACUAGGAGGCCUAGUGGUCCGGAUCUGGAGACACCUGUAUGGGUCAAACUAGAACGACUCUGGGACUAGUCAUCGGAUUAGUUAACGACGUAGGGCAUUAAUGGCCUUGAAGUGUUAACACUCAAGAGAUUAAGACGAUUGUAAGUCUGUUGUGCGAGAGAAGAGUUCCGUACGUAAACGAGCGAGGAAGCUCGUAAGGACUGCCUGUCAGUGUCCCCGACGCGCCAAGCAUGUGGAACUAAGUACAGAAAUACAAACACGUACACAGAGACACUUACCAAAAUGUCCGAAGUGCGAUCCGUUGACAGGCCGCCAGACGGCGGGUGGGGUUGGGUAGUGGUGGCCAGCACGUUCUUCGUUCACGUGCUUGUGAUCGGGAACAUGCAGUCUUUCGGAGUGUUCUUCGCAGAGUUCCGGGAAGUUUUCCAGGAGGGUGCCGGGAUCACGUCCUUCAUCAGUUCCAUCCUAGGGGGUAUGCUGUUGAUGUGUUCUGUGUUUGCCGGUGCUCUGAGCAACCUGACCAGCUGCCGUACUGUGAUCAUCGCAGGGGGCGUCAUUUCUGCCGUGGGGCUUGUCGUCAGCUUCUUCGCACAGACGAUGAUACACCUGUUCUUCAGCCUUGGGGCCCUCACAGGAUUUGGCUUCUCGCUGAUGCACUCCCCAAGCCUGGCAAUGAUUGGACGCUACUUUGACAAGCGGCACGCCACAGCCAAUGGAAUCGCAGUUUGUGGAACGGGGAUCGGCAUCUUCGCUUUUCCUCCUCUCUACCAGUUCCUCAUCGACGAAUUCGGGUGGAGAGGGGCUUUGCUGAUUGUGGCCGGCAUACCUUUGAACGGCUGCGUCUGUGGUGCCCUGAUGAGACCAAUAAAACUUAAAGAAGAUCGCAAGGAUGAAAAAGUCGACAUCGAACCCCAGGGAAGUACUGAUCAAGAACAAAAGAAAAGGCUCCUUCAUUUCUGUGAGAAAGUCAUGGAAGCGUUUGACGUGACCUUACUGAAACACCGUCCUUUCCUUGUUUACUGUGUGUCGCUAUUCGGUACCUCGCUGGGCAAUUCCAUGAUAUUUGUGCACCUUGUAGCCCAUGCUCAACACAUUGGAGUGGAGAAGACGCCAGCCGCUUUUCUACUGUCAAUCUUGGGAAUCUCAGAGGCGGUGUCAAGGCCGUUACACGGGUGGCUGUCGGACAGGGUACACAUCAGCAAGCUCUACUAUAACAUGAUCGGAAAUACCGGACUGGCCAUACUUAACUUCGCCAUACCGUUCGGGAGAACCUACACGGGCCUUGUGGUGUGCAUGGUGUUGUACGGAUUUCUCUCAGGCCCAUUUAAUGCACUCAUAGCCGUGAUGGUGAAGAUGUACAGCAGCGUUUCCAGGAUUUCCAGUGGGCUGGGGUGGGCGCUCGUCUUCGAGGGACCCGCCUACCUACUCGGGCCACCUAUUGCGGGUUGGCUCUAUGACGCAACGGGCAACUACGACAUGUCUUUCUACGCGGCUGGUAUCUUCAUCUUCCUGUCUGCGGUCGUUCUUCUCCUCAAUCCUUGUUCAACAACAAGAGGGUCAUCCUCACUUAGUUCUAACACCAGUGAGACCAAUCAGAACGGAAUCAAGAUAGUCGCUUUCAGAAAUCUGGGUAGAGAAACUGGGAGGAUUGACUUAUCAGGCCAAAUCAACCUUGGUUUUUAGGCAUAAUUGGUAUAUUUUAGUGUGUACAUGUUGGCAGCACUGCCCAACCCCGCUAUAGCGUUUGCACUACUGCGUGGCCCAAGGGCUAUAGAAAUAGAGAUGUACACAGCCUUAUACCCCUAAAGGUAGGUUUGAGACGCAUUCAAGGAACUGUCAAAAACUUUAAAUACAAAGAAAUUUGGAGUUUGAAUAAUUAAGGGGCCUUGUCAGACUCAACCGGCAUAUAUUGACAGACUUUGAAAGUAGAAAAACAGGUCCGGGUUAGCAAGAUCUCACCUGAGAUUACCUUUGACUCCGUGUCACUCUUGUUAUUUAUAGUGUAAAAAGACAUGGGUGAGAUAACAUUCUUUAAGGCGGUCACG
Molecule: messenger RNA, 2176 nt
Organism: Branchiostoma belcheri (Belcher's lancelet)
Lineage: Eukaryota; Metazoa; Chordata; Leptocardii; Amphioxiformes; Branchiostomatidae
Product: monocarboxylate transporter 13-like
Exons: 5
Coding region: 414-1814 (466 amino acids)
Biological process (GO): transmembrane transport; monocarboxylic acid transport
Molecular function (GO): monocarboxylic acid transmembrane transporter activity
Source: RefSeq, a predicted model, not a curated record